Messenger RNA from Colletotrichum acutatum, 1528 nucleotides. RefSeq names its product Flavinator of succinate dehydrogenase-domain-containing protein. Gene Ontology annotation, biological process: mitochondrial respiratory chain complex II assembly; tricarboxylic acid cycle; protein-FAD linkage. NCBI's taxonomy places the organism in Eukaryota, Fungi, Ascomycota, Sordariomycetes, Glomerellales, Glomerellaceae. The coding region runs from base 402 to 1202 and encodes 266 amino acids. The transcript is spliced from 2 exons. The record is from RefSeq and is a predicted model, not a curated record. Gene Ontology annotation, cellular component: mitochondrion.
GUUAUCAAUGCCUCUACUAUCUGCAGCGCCCAUGUACUGUGCACGAUCCAAGCCGCUUCCGCGUGUCCGUCAAGAUCGAACCGUCAUACAGUGUUGGUAACCAUUUUCUACUGUAAAUUUUCGUACGGUCCGAGCUUCCAUUGCAGCAUCGAAACCAAGGGUCCUGUACAGUUUUCGAGGCGAAUUACGGACGAGAAGUGAGUUUGCUUCAUUCGUCGUCCCCCCUCUACCUCGGUAACGUCCAAACCGACCUCGCACCUAUCACAGCGUCCAAUUUGUCAGACAAAUCACCCAGUAUACACAUUUCACCACCGAACAACCUUGACAUUUGCACAAACGGAACGUCGGAAUCGACUAUCCCCUUCCAUCACCACUCUGAACCGAGUAGCAAGAAAAAAAAAAUGUCGACAGUAGCCCGCGCCCUCCGCCCGGCUCGCCGCCUCCGCGUCACGGCGCCGGCACCGACCACAACGGCGGCGCCCAUGAUCCUCCGCAGAUGCUUCGCCGACAAGCCUCCCAUUUACACCGAGUCCGCCGUCAACAGCGAGCUGGGCGUCGGCGAGUUCGAGGGCAUCAAGUUCCGCGUCGAGCCGCUGCGGCGUCAGGGCGAGGACGAGCGAACCAUGCGCGCCCGUCUCCUUUACCAGUCCCGCAAGCGCGGAACCCUCGAAUCAGACCUCCUCAUGUCGACUUUCGCCAACGAACACCUGCCGCACAUGACAAAGUCCCAAAUGGCGCAGUACGACCUCUUCCUCGACGAGAACGACUGGGACAUUUACUACUGGGCCACCCAGGAAGAAGCCCCCUCCGCCUCGGCCUCGACUACAAAGACCUCGUCGUCCUCGUCAAACGACACCCUCGCCUCUUCCACCGUCAACGCAGCAGAGUCCUACCGCCCCGUCGGCUCCGGCGCCGCCUCGACAAUCGACUCCGGCAAGACUUCUAAGCCAAAGGAGGACGUCCGUACGCAGGACGUCCCCGGCGAGUGGGCCAACACCGUCGGCUCCUUCAAGGCGCAGUACCGCCCCGUCCCUGUGCGGUGGCAGGGUAGCGAGAUUUUGGAGAUGCUGAGGGCCCACGUGCGGAGCCGGCGCGCGGACGGCACUGUUGGUGUGCACCGGGAUGUGCAGGAGCGUAAGGAGGGUGGGCUUGGGUUUAUGCCGCCUCUGUUUGACGUCGACAGCGCUGGCAAGAAGAAUUAGAAAGGGGUUUUAUGGCCGUGUGAUGCGCCGACGAGCUCUAGGGAGAGAGGUUUGAGACAUUGUACCAAUAUCUAUCAGGAAAUAUCAUCUUGGGCGGGGAGGGUAAAAUUAUGGGAGCAUGGUACGUUAUAGACGGCUUCAUUGGAAGCCCUCAUUGCAUGGUUAGGGGCGGAGAAGUAGCGCACAUUUGAGAGGUGCAAAGGCUCGCUGUAAGACUUCGUUGGAAACACCUAGCACGUCGAGCGAAAUUGUACACAUCUGUAAUUUGACAGCGACCGGAGGCUACUGUUAGAGUCCCCAGAAUAGACAUGUUACUGGAACGGUGC